AUGAACCGACUGCUCGUUGUCGUUGGACUCAUAGAUAGUGCGCAUACUGUACUCGACCUAGAGGAGAGGUAUCUUGAGGGUAGCGUGGCCAGCGUGGGUAGCUAGUAGUAGAUGUACGGCACCUCUCAACCUCAGGCUCUCAGGACGUCAUAGUCGGACGCCGACUCAGCCGUCCACAACGAGACAACCUCAGGCCCCAGGCCAAAAAAGGAAUUCCUUCGUACCCUCAGUACCAUCCCGAGCGCCACAGAGACUGCGUGCCCGCCUCGUGGCUUCACCAACAAACUUCCACCCGAUGGUGGACAACGCCAGUUGAGUGGCUACCAGUCACGACCCUCACGGUGAGCCUGGGUCCCCGCCUUCUUCUUCCUUUGCACCUGUCAGACACUGAUCUGCAUUACCCGAGCUCCCAGGAUCAGCAUGGCGCUUUUAGCUCAUCGUACGGUGGCACAUGGGGGUCAGGGACAUGGAACAUGGAAUAUGAGCCGCCGACAACAACAUUUGGCCAAGAGUGAAGAGGCAGAGUGCGAUCGUAUGCAGAGCGAGUGAAGAGGAAUGAGGAGGAGGCGAAGAUAUAUGCUCAUGAAAAUAAAAAAGGCAAUUCAAGUCAGUGUGGGAGAAAACCGGGAGCCAAAAAAAGAGAGAUGAACGCACAAGGGUACUCCAGAGCCGACAAGACUUGCCAGAUGCGAUGCAAUGCUGACCAUGGAUGAGCUCAAGGAUCAGGAGCCGAACGCUCGUGUGCAGAGCGAGUGGGACGAAAGAAUCAAAACAAAAGCACAACAGCUGGGGAGUAGAGGCAGGGAGGAUUCUUGGCCGAUCCGGACACAGAGUACAAAAGAGAGCGUCGCUCAGACUCCUAUGCAGUAAGUGGUGUCCCGGCAGGCGCUGCCGGAGCAAGUCCAAGUUGGUGCACUUGUACUUCGUACAGUACUCCGUGUUACUUCGAAUACGCCCCCAAAUGCGAAGACAAAACCACGUGAAUUUUGAAAAGGUAGAGUUCUGAGACGAGAGAGCUGGGAAGAGCGAUACAUAGUUUUCGGUCAAACUGUCCUCUCUUUUAAGGGGCCCCGAGAAAGAAUUGGUUGACGAGACAAGAGCUUCGAGUUCUAAUCAUCGGUUGAACUUGAGAGAUGAACUAUCAGCCACUCUUAG
Molecule: messenger RNA, 1155 nt
Organism: Hymenoscyphus albidus
Lineage: Eukaryota; Fungi; Ascomycota; Leotiomycetes; Helotiales; Helotiaceae
Source: the annotation of a GenBank genome assembly